This is a messenger RNA of Rubroshorea leprosula, 1415 nucleotides long. Lineage: Eukaryota; Viridiplantae; Streptophyta; Magnoliopsida; Malvales; Dipterocarpaceae. The record is from the annotation of a GenBank genome assembly.
AGGUUUUUAAUAAUCUCACGGUCCACUCAAUUACUAUCAGUAACAGAACACAGUUAUUAAAAUCCUCUUCAAGAAGUAUCUCUUCCCUUUAUAUAUCACAAUCUCAUACUUCUUCCUUAGAACACUGAGCCAAACUUCAGAAACCAUUCCCUUCCCAUUUUCCUUGGAUCCAAACACGAACUCAGGAAAAAUAUGGCACUGGAAGCAGUUCCAGCAACCCCCAGAUCAAUUGAUUCAAGUCCUCGGAUUUCUUUCUCUGCUGAUUUCCUUGAUGAAACCAACUUCAUCUCCAUCAACCCUCAUUCUCACAUUGAGAAUAAAGAAGAGAAUGAUAAGGAGAGGGAGAAGGCAAGAGCUGCAGAGUUUGAGUUCCUGUCCAGCAAUAUCAGCAGCCAUACCAUGUUGACAGCUGAUGAGCUUUUCUUUGAGGGGAAGUUGCUUCCCUUUUGGCAAAUGCAGCAUUCUGAGAAGCUGAACAAGAUCAGUCUCAAAACAAAAGAUGCUGAAGGAGAAGAGGAGGUUACCAAGGAGGAGAGUAGGGUAAGCUGGUUUGUUGAUGAUGACCCAUCUCCAAGGCCACCAAAGUGCACUGUUUUAUGGAAAGAGUUGCUGAGGUUGAAGAAGCAAAGAGCUUCAUCUUUAUCCCCAUCUUCUUCUUCCUCUUCAACAUCUUCUUCUUCUAGCUCACUUGCCGAUAUCGCCACCAAAGAAGAAGGGAAAGAAGGAUCUGGAAACAGAGAGAAGCAUGUGAAGAGGAUUAAGAAAGGGUUGGAAAGGACAAGAUCAGCAAGUAUCAGAAUUAGGCCAAUGAUAAAUGUGCCCAUUUGCACUCGAAUGAAGAGCAGUUCAUUGCCUCCUCUGUUUCCCCUGAAGAAAGGAAGAUUAGAAAGGUAAAAGUAAUAAUCAAAAAACUGAAAAAAUAGUUGAAUUUGAUCUGAUCUUUAUCAUUAGGGUUGUUCAAGAUGUGUCUUCUUUUUUUCUUUUUCUUUUUUUUAAUUUCUUUCAUUUCAUCUUCAUUUUUCUUUUGUGUUUAGAUAAAUCUUGGGAGUUUUAUGGACCUAAUGUAUGACAAUGUACAAGCUAACUGGUUUUGUUAUCAACCAAUUGACUAUGUACUGAUAUUUCUUCUCUCACAUAGAGUAGAACUUGAAUUUCUAGAGCUUCCACGGAUAACAGAAAAGAAGCAGUCAUACCACAUGCAGAUAUGCAGGGUCUGAGAACUAAAGGGUCCCCCCACUAUGGAAGAUAAGCCAAAAGGAAUCUGAGCAUAUGGGAUUAAACGAUCAUGAAUCUUUGAAUUAUUUUGGGAUGGGGUAAAAGAUCUGGAAAAGCUUGUGCUUCUUCUGACUUCUGAGUUCUGAUUCCCCCAUUAAGCUACUUUAUUUUUUAUGCAUCUGACCAAACAGCAAUCAGUA